Melampsora larici-populina 98AG31 is the source of this 3663-nucleotide messenger RNA. RefSeq lists its product as uncharacterized. Gene Ontology annotation, biological process: intracellular distribution of mitochondria. The transcript has 4 exons. Gene Ontology annotation, molecular function: mRNA binding; protein binding. Bases 1 to 3663 code for a protein of 1220 amino acids. The record is from RefSeq and is a predicted model, not a curated record. NCBI's taxonomy places the organism in Eukaryota, Fungi, Basidiomycota, Pucciniomycetes, Pucciniales, Melampsoraceae. Gene Ontology annotation, cellular component: cytoplasm.
AUGGGACAAUUAUCUAUCACUCCGGAACCAGAAUCACACCCGUCAUCGAUUUCGGACUUGGCUGAUUAUUCGUUCAGCCCAACUAAACCCUUUGAAGCCUUUAACGUCAUUCGAGAAGAAUUUGCAAAGUGUUCCAAUCACCCUCCGGCUCGGUAUGUGAAGACUUUUACACUGUCGACUUGGAACCCACCUCCUCACCCGCUCCGACUACAAGGUCAUCAUUUAUAUUUGACCCUCACCACCCUCGAAAGCGAGACAUUCCAGCUCACGUGCCAUACCAAAGGGUUCUACAUUAACAAAUGCACCAAAUCACACUUCGAUCCAUCCCCUCGAGCUUCAAGUCCCUCCUCAUCAAAAGCCACUUUUUACCACUCUCUAUUUCAACUCAUCUGUUCAAUCUCGCCAUUGUUCGCUACUCGGCUCUCCGAAACUUGGAGUCGAGCUCUAAGCCCAUCUCUUCCGGAUUUCUUCUCCUCGAUUCCGAUCACCAAUUGCACUCCAGCAUACCCUUGGCUAGUCAAUCCUCCGAAGCAUACUGCCGAUGGACUUCGCCCUCAACUCGCCUUCCUUCUCACAGGAAGUGUGACAGCAGAAUGUCUUCCCCUGGCUCGAGAUUGGGCAGAUGAAUUUGCUCAGGUUCGAGAAUUACCCAGGAAGACGUUGCCGGAACGUACUUUACGUGAGCGACUGUGGAAUCGUCUUCAAUUCGAUUUUACCAUGGCGGCCACUAGGAGCGUGAUUGCUUGCAAUGCUGGCGAUGUUCCACCUCUGAAUCCACAUGAACCAGAGACUGCGUGGACAUUUGUUCAGAACAACAUGCUGAUCAGUCGAGCUGCAGAUCCGAUUGCAGCUUAUGACCACCUAGGUGGCGCAGUGGCUGCACGUGCAAUAGCUAGCAAAGACUUGACAAAUAUCAAGCACCUCAACGAGCUCGAUAUUCCGGGUGUCUAUACUAUGGGUAGCGCAGUGGUUGAUUAUCACGGUAAACGUUGGAUUGUACAAGGUAUGAUCCCCGGAAUCUUCCGCCCACCGGACUUUGAAGCCGAGGCGGCCAAACUGCUUGCUGCCAUCGACACCACCCCCAAGGAUGAUGCAUCAAAAGAAUCGGAGCCUGCAGGGAAGCCGCAAGGGGAGGAUGGAAAGCAUGUAGAUGACGAAGCUGAAUGGGAAGAUGUGGAAGGAUCAGAUGCCCCCGAAAUGGGCUUAAGGUCGGAUCCACAAUUCCACAAGCUAGCCGCCAAGGUCGCAAGCGGAUUUAACCUUCUCGAACACAAGGUCACCGAUUUGACUGGUAACGCUCAUCAGCUAUGGCUCAGCGCUGAUAUUCAUGGAAUUAAAGCUACUGACGGUAGAUAUUACCUCAUUGAUCUUUAUCGUAUGACACCGCUCGAUGUACUGUUCCUCAAAAACGAUUUCAAGGGUCCGAUUUUGAACGAACCUCCUCCUAACCCUGAAUCCGUUGAGGGUACCGACAGUGACGUGACACAGGUUGCUCCAGAAUACCCUCACCGUUUUACCCUCAUACGUUCCGAAGCUGUCUCGGCAUUCAAAACAUACAAGUUUCGAGUUUUUGCUCUUGAUCAACUUACCAAGCGUCAGAAAGAGGCGUCGGAAGCUCCAUCUGACACUACGGAUGGCGAAACGAAAAAGAGCCAACCCCCCAAGGCCAAUGGCGCAAUAUUAGAAGAAGAUUUUAAGUUUGGCUUAAACCCCGAUGCGUGCGUUGAUCGAAAAAGCCAGCCUUGGGAGACAUCGGUCGACAAAGAUGAGGAGCAGAUUGCCACCGUCAAGGAACUGUCAAGCUUCGUCCGACAACAACUUUUGCCCACUGUGGUACAAGAGUUAUGUGAAGUAAAAGGGUUACCGGCAGAUGGAAAACGUGUGAGCGACUUGUUACAUUCGCAUGGUGUGAAUAUUCGAUAUCUUGGGCAUGUGGCACACCAACUCGAGUCAGCUGCCAACAGUUUUGGUGUCGCAACUGAUCAUAAGGAUGAUCAGCUCGUGGUCUUGAAAGCCAACAUCGGAAUGUUGCACAGCGAAAUGGUCUUCAGAGCUUGCAAACACAUCUUGAACCGCUUACUAGAACAAAGUUCCCCAGCUGGAACAUCUCAUUGCAUUUCACAUUUCUUAAACUGUUUGCUUGGUACUUCUCCUGCUAUUCCUCACGAAGCUGAUUGCUUCGAUAGUGAUGCACAAUGGAUAUCUUACACCAAAGAAGGCCUUCAAGCUGAAAUCGUCCAAGAGGUUCGAAGUCGAUACCGCUAUGCGCUCCCAGCGAGCUUCUUCAGCGAGCGAUUAUCUGUGACAAAAACGCAGAUGCUACGUGAGCUUUGCACGCGGAUGGGUAUUCAGCUUGCUUUGAAGGAUUACCAGCUCUCUGAACCGGUAGUGGAGGCAGCUCCUCCGCCUGCCCACGUGCAUUCAACCGAUGAAGAAGAAGCGUCGGCAGACAGCACACCGAUCGCUGAAGGGGCAGUAUCAAGCUCGAACAAGAACAAAAAGAAGAAAAAGUCAAAGGCCAAGAAGCCAGCCACAAAUUUCGGUACCGACAAUUCCAUCGCUACUCAAACCUUUUCCCCUAUGGAUGUAUUAAAUCUUCUACCGAUCGUAAGGGAUUCGACCUGCCGUAGCUCAGUGGCUGAUGAACUUUACGCCGAAGGACGAAAAGCUUUCCAUGCAGGCCACAUCGGAUUAGGUCAAGAGCUGUGUAAUGAUGCGCUGACAACAUACGAACAAGUCUUUGGUUCAGUUCACCCUGAGAUGUGUCGACACUGGCAUUCGCUGGCGAUCAUCUACCAUCAACUUUAUCAGCGUGCGUUGAUGGAGUUGACCGAGCACAACGACCGUUUGGAAGAACUGAAGUUACACGUUGAAGGCAUGAAGGUUGAGGUUGAAAGCUAUGUACAAUUGGCUGCUCAGAACUUACGACAGAGUGUGAUCGUGGCUGAGCGAACGUUGGGGCUCGACCAUCCCGAAACCAUUCAACAAUACUCUGACCUAUCGGUGAUGGAAUAUACUCUGGGUAACACGAAGACAGCAAUGAGGUACACAAAGCACGCAUUGGAUCUCUGGUACCUAAUCUAUGGACCAGGAUGCCAUCCCAACGGUUCAGCCGUGGUGACCCAUGCCGGCUACCUUACCCAAACCAACUUAGAAGCAUCAAAGCAUUUGAGACCAGAAUCCAUCUUUGAAUUGUCUCAAGUCUUGAUUGGAAGUUUCUAUGGUCAAUCGUCCGGUAAGUUUGCCGAAGCGACUCUGAUCCUUUCACAAGUAUACGCCCAGGGUGCUCGAAAAGAUCUAGCCGUCAGGUAUGGUGAACAGGCUAGCCAGUUGUUUAAGGAUCGGUGUGGAGCAGACCAUGAGCAAACCAAACUGGCUAUUCAAUUCACUGAAGCAAUCAAUAAAUCAAUCGAGGCUCAAAUCAAAGGAGAUGAAGAGAAAAGUGCUCGAUUGGCAAAGAGACUUGGGUUAGACCCUAAACGAGCAGCGACUCUUCGAGCACGCCUAACUGCCUCUUCAAGUCACUCGACUCAAACCAAUGGUCGACACCAAGAAAGCAUCAAGUCGGACUUGAGAGUACCUUCCUCUUCGAAACCUAUCGCCUCCACUUCGAAGAUCAGUUACCCACGUAAGUUUGAUCUAAAUUCUCUACAAACAGAUUAA